AUGACGACUAAGUCAUCAAUACAAAAUAUUAAGUCAAGAUUUUCAAGUAGUAAUAGUGCACAUAGCAUGGCAACAAAUGAUAAUGAUAAAAAACAAAGUCGAAUACAUGUUAAAAAACCAUUUAGUACAACAAAUUUUUUACAAAAUAAUUCAACGACAAAUGGUUUUACUAACCAUUUUAAAAAACGGACAUUACAAUUAAAUAAUUUUUUUCAUUCAAAACUAAGAACUAACUGCUCAAAUGAGCCAACGCAUAAUCAUCAAUCUGACGAACGUUCGACAUCACCACCACAUGUCUUUCAUGCUAUUGCUCCAGCUUCAUCAGAAGAAAUAAAUAAAUCAUCACAAUAUGCUUACAAUGAACAAAAGGUAGUUUUUAGUUUUCAUUUAAAAAAACAAUUUGAUUGA
Rotaria sp. Silwood1 is the source of this 408-nucleotide messenger RNA. The record is from the annotation of a GenBank genome assembly. Lineage: Eukaryota; Metazoa; Rotifera; Eurotatoria; Philodinida; Philodinidae.